AUGCCCAGCGGCGGCGUUCGAUUGAGCGGAGGCCCUGUCUUGACGGACAAUGAGGCUUCGAUGCUCGAGAGUGAUGUCUCGUCGGUCAUAGACAUCAGCGACCACUUUGUCGACACGGAUUUCGACGACCACCUGCGGGACAAUCACAAGUACAGAUUGCCGGAUAUUGGCAAGACGAGACUUCAUCUACACACCAAGGAACCGUGGUCUCCAGGACCGAUGCACGUCCCGAGAUCUUCACCUUCGACAAAGGAGACGCGGGAGAACAGCAGUUCUACGCCAACCACACCACGAACCACACCUUCGGCUACGUCCGCGAAAAUGGAUUUCCCUCCAGGUUGGCACUUGCGUAAUGGCAGUGCUGAGAAUGUUGGUGACUCUGACUUCCCUGCUCGCCCGAGCUUAUCGCGCACUGGCUCAAUAUAUACGCUGGGUCGUGCGAGCUUCACAGGACAACUUGCUCAGCUGACAGCCAUGCGUCUGCCAGAUGCCGACUCUCUGGCCAAGCGAAUAUCAGACAUGGCUACCGCGAGCGAGGCUUCUCAGGCGCUGUUGGAUGCAUUCGAACAAAUACGCGUCUGGAUCAGUAAGGCUUCGGAUGUACUGGAUGGAUUGAACGCGGAAGAUGAUGUCGCGUGGGCCGCGGCGGGAGGAAGGGAGGGUAUCGAGGAUGUGGACCUGGCGAUCAAUCGCUUCCAGCGUCUGGUGGAAGUCUUUGUGGAGUCCGUUGAACGACUGCAGACCCGAGAUGAUAUCAUUGAGCUUCCGGCAGAGGAGAUCAAGGCUGGCGUGGUACAGGUGGAGACGGUCAUUAUGAGCUGGAAGAAGAUCAAAGAUACACUGAAGGGGAUCAAGGAACAGGUCGAAAUAGCAAUGGAAUGGGAACAGUUAUGGAAUUCCGUGCUGGGAGAGAUUGCGUCAGAACUGGAUGGUCUGAAUCGACUGGUGUUCGAAAUGGAGGAAAAGCGACAUCAAGGCGCAGAGAGCCUGCUCAGUUCGAGAGACAGCAUCGACCUAAGCGAAUUGGAGACCAUUGUGGAGGAGCACCCUGGGAGAGCACGGCAAUCUGUUGGAGCUCGACUGAGCAUACAACCCUUUUCAUUGGGUUCGCACAUGCAGACACCGCCGGCGACCACCCAUCAUAACAAGGAGGACUCUAGCUUACUGGCCUUGCUUGCUCGUAUGCAGCCACUUCGCGCGUCACUGGAUUUUCUACCAAUGACACUAUCGGUAUGGCACGUUCGAGGAAAUCCCAUUUUUCCCAGUGCUUGCAUUGAUCUUGACAGUCGACGGGAACAACUCGAGGCCCAGUGGAAAAAGCUCGAAUUGGAUGUUGAUUCAUUGAGACGAGAGCUGGGAGAGGAUCGAUGGGUGACGGUCUUCAGGAAUGCGGGUCGCCAGGCUCUGAAGAUGUGCGAGUCCAUCACUCGCAGCUUCAUGAAACUGAAAGAUUCAGUCGAUGCCAACGAGCAGGCGACGAAUCCUGCUUCUCUCACCACGCGCCUCGAAAACUACGAGAACAAGAAGAGACACUACGGCCCUGCCAUUGAACGGGUUCUUGCCAUCAUCGACCGCGGCGUGUCGGACAGACUGACCGUCAACGGAGAAAUCUUGAGGUUGCAGAGCGACAUGAAGCGACGAUGGACGGCUCUGCAAAGCGAGAUGGCUGACGUCGACGCUAUUGUCGUGGACAUUAACAAUGAGAUGAAGGAGAAUAAUCUCCGCGACUCAGUGUCCACUGUGAUCUCGAGUGAGCGGUCCAUUGCCAGUAGCCUCGUGGACACACCUGGUAGCUCACCGGCAAGCAGCGUGAUGGGAGGAAGCAGAAGAGGCAGCUUGGGCUCACGAACCCCGACGCCGCUUACCAACAUCAAGACACGAAGCAGUAGCAGCGCACCGAAGAGUCGUCUGCCUUCGUCGACGUCGAUGCAGCGGAAGAGCCUGCUACCCAAGUCAUCUUUCACAGAGUGGAUGUCCGCCAGCCCGCGGUCGUCACCAUCAUCGAUUCCUACACCCUCAAAGCAACAGCCCGUAUGGCCCAGUCGGCCUGAGCCAGAGCUCGGCAACAAGCCACGCUUCGUGCAGCUGGCCAAGUCAGACAGUCGCGACUUCCGACCGCUGUCCGCCUACGAGCCUUCGCCGUACGCCAAGGCACCCGUCACGCCCAAGACGAGUUUCUUGCGACGAACUUCGAGACUGGACUCUGUUCCGACGUGUCGCACUCCCGUUCCGAGGAUUGUCAGCGAGCCUGUUGCCAGGCCACAAUCUUCUCUGCCCCGGCCUACUACUGUCAUGGGAACUCGAAAAUCAUCCCUACCCGUACCUUCCUCUCUGGCCACGCCCUCGCGACUACGACAAUCUCUCAACAAGAAGGCUUCUGCUCCUACCCUACGAUCUGCUUCAAGAGGCAUGAGUGGAAGAAGAAGCAGUGCUCUUCCUGUCCCGCCGUUGCCCCCGAUGGUAGUGGACGGGCACGAAGCGGACAACGAAAGCCCGUCGUACCAUAAGAUAAGACCGCCCAGUGCUUUGGACUCGGGGCGUAGGAGUAGUAUGUUACAGUCUCGAGCCCGAAGUCGGAUGGACGAGCUAUCUAGGCCGCAGCAAGGAUUGAGACCGAAGUGGCGGCCUUGA
This is a messenger RNA of Lecanosticta acicola, 2631 nucleotides long. The record is from the annotation of a GenBank genome assembly. Lineage: Eukaryota; Fungi; Ascomycota; Dothideomycetes; Mycosphaerellales; Mycosphaerellaceae.